AUCAUCAUGCUCUCACUGAAACUUAAAGCUUCUUGCCAUUUUAUAUUAAAGUAAAUCAAACACUGUUACUAUUAUUACUAGAGGUACUCUUGUUGGCAUGACAUCAGUUUAAUAGUUUAAUACCUUUGGCAAACCACAUGGUCCUCACUAUGGAUGACGAAACCCGCGUGCUCUUGCAGGAUCAGAUCAAGCGGCAGGGUGAUCUUGUUAGAAAAUUAAAAUCCGCUAAAGCUGACAGUGCCCAGGAUUUGAAGAAAAAAAAUUUUAAUUCAACUUUAAAUGAAAUUAAUUCCGAAUUAUCAAGAGUAAGUUUCGUUGGUGGCUGGUGUCCUUGUAAUCUCGACAUAAAAUUAUUAAAUAGAUGUAAAUCAUCAAUUACCGAUAAUCUUGAUCGUUGGCUGCAUAUUAAACGUUGGUUUUUAAACAUUAAAAGUUAUUCAACAAUUGAAUGCUCAAAAUUUCCUGUAAUUAAUGAUAAUAAUAAUAACAAAAAUCACAAUCCUUUGGUAAAGCUAGUCCUUAAUAUUUGCUCAGAAGACACUUGUCCAGAAAUUGACAAAAAGAUCAAUGAGGAAGUCGCUAAAUUGCUGGAGCUGAAAGCUAAGCUUGGAGAUGCCGACGCUGGACCCCAAAAAUUCGUCCUCAAGACGCCUAAAGGCACCAGGGACUAUAAUCCAGAGCAAAUGGCACUUCGACUGGGUGUCUUAGAUAAAAUUGUUGACGUAUUCAAACGUCAUGGUGCUGAGACUAUUGACACUCCGGUGUUUGAGCUAAAAGAAGUUUUAACUGGCAAAUACGGCGAAGAUUCAAAAUUAAUCUACGAUUUAAAAGAUCAAGGCGGAGAAAUUCUAGCCUUGAGAUAUGAUCUAACCGUACCGUUUGCCCGUUAUUUAGCGAUGAGUAAAAUAUCGAACAUAAAGAGAUACCACAUUGCAAAAGUUUAUCGCCGAGACAAUCCAGCGAUGACCAGAGGCCGUUAUCGGGAGUUUUAUCAGUGCGAUUUCGACAUUGCUGGUGAAUUUGACGCAAUGCUACCAGACGCCGAGUGCGUGAGAAUAGUCUCUGAAGCACUCACGGCCUUGGACAUUGGAGCUUUUGUCAUAAAAGUAAACCAUCGCUGUCUUUUGGAUGGUAUCUUUGCAGCUUGCGGGGUUCCUGAUGAUAAAUUCCGCACGAUCUGCUCGUCGGUCGACAAGCUGGAUAAGAGCCCGUGGGAAGAAGUCCGCAAAGAGAUGAUUGAUGAAAAGCAACUGGACCCCUCUAUCGCCGACAAAAUUGGUGGCUACGUUUCUAAACACGGAGAUGCUAAGCUCAUUGAAGAGCUGAGGCAGAAUGAGCUUUUGAUGAAGCAACCCGCUGCUAAACAGGGCCUGGAUGCUAUGGAGCUGUUGCUCAAGUACUGCGAUCUGUUUAAAGUCACUGACAAAGUUGUCUUUGACUUAAGCUUAGCACGUGGGUUGGAUUAUUAUACUGGAGUCAUUUACGAAGCUGUUUUGACUGACAGCGAAGUAGGAAGCGUAGCCGGUGGCGGCCGCUACGACAACCUCGUAGGAAUGUUCGACCCAAAAAAGAAAACCGUACCCUGCGUUGGAGUAUCUCUGGGAGUCGAGCGCAUUUUCAGUGUCUUGGAAAACCGCCUGGCCGAGCAAGGCCAAAAAGUACGCACCAAUGAGAUUGAGGUGUUCGUUGCGACAGCCCAAAAAAACUUGCACGAAGAGCGAAUGCGUGUUCUUGCAGAUCUCUGGGCCGCAGGAAUAAAAUCUGUGCACUCUUACAAAAAAAGCCCCAAGCUCUUGGAUCAACUUCAGAACUGCGAGGAGAAAGGUAUACCCUUGGUCAUCAUUAUUGGCGCUAAAGAACUUGCCCGCGGAGAAGUUACUCUUCGAGAAGUUGGAACUCGAGCAGAACGCUCAGUUCCUCGUGCAAAUCUGGUUGAAGAAAUAAAAAAGUCCCUCCAGGUGUAAUCUAGCAAGCUUAUUUUUCUACAAAAGCUUUUGCAUUUUUUUAUUAUUUAAAUAAAGAUUAUUUGUAAUGAUAAAACCAAUUGAAACUUAAAUUGUGAGGGACAUAGACAAUUUAUUACUAACGUAAUUUAUUUUUUAAAACUUUUUUUAAUAAAAAGUUGUUAUGAAUUUAUGAAAUAAA
Cotesia glomerata is the source of this 2145-nucleotide messenger RNA. RefSeq names its product histidine--tRNA ligase (gene HisRS). Lineage: Eukaryota; Metazoa; Arthropoda; Insecta; Hymenoptera; Braconidae. The record is from RefSeq and is a predicted model, not a curated record. The transcript has 5 exons. The coding region runs from base 138 to 1964 and encodes 608 amino acids. Gene Ontology annotation, cellular component: mitochondrion; cytoplasm. Gene Ontology annotation, biological process: histidyl-tRNA aminoacylation; mitochondrial translation. Gene Ontology annotation, molecular function: ATP binding; histidine-tRNA ligase activity.